GAGAGAGAGAGAGAGAGGAGAACAGAGGACAGUAACACCGUAACAGUGGAGGGAGAGCAGGCUGAGCAGUAUAGAAAUACACCCUGCAAUACAAAUCACUAUUCAACGCUACACUGGAUUGAAGCCACACUGGACAACCUACGUGUGUGAGUCAGCCUGGUUGUGACGGUGUGUGAGUGUGUGAGAAACAGAGAGCAGUUGUGUGUAUCAGAGAGAUAAUCUGAAAGUGCGUGAGAGACAACCUGUGAGGAAGGGGUUUGGUGUGUGAGAGUGUGAGUGUGUGGAAGGGGUUUGGUGUGUGUGUGUGUGUGUGUGUGUGUGGAAGGGGUUUGGUGUGUGUGUAUGUGUGUGUUUGUGUGUAAUAGGCUGUACCCGACUUUAUGAGUUGUGUAAUGCAACGCAGCAUUACUUCUAAUGAGAGGAGACGCUGAAGAGCGGACACUGCAGGGAUACUUGUGCCAGACACACUACUUUAGCGGACAGUGCUAGAGCCUACGGCUGGAGAGUACAGAACAGGACAGGACCCUUUGCCUGGACAAUACCAUAGGGAUUGCACCUUUUCGGGAAGAUCACAGAGGACAAUACUUUACAGGUAGAUUGUACCAUUGGGACAGCGGGGUGAUUGUGUGUUUUCAGGAUGAGUCUGGACCCUGUUCAUGUGAUGAAGGGGCAGUCAAACCCAAAGGACCCCACGGCUGCCCCUGUAACUCCGUCGUCAAACGGAGACGGCAAAGGAGCCUGGGAAGAGAAAGAGGAGUUUGACCAAGACAAGCUGGGUCUCACCACAAAACCUUUACUGGUGUCAUGUCAGAGAAGAGCCCGGAAGGUGGAAGGAGGCAUUUUCUUUCCCAAGCCGGAGAAUGCGGUGACCGUUGCGGUGUCGUCCCGGGUACUGUUCCGUACUGAGACCGAGCAGAAGGUGUAUGAGCAGAAGGGGGUGGAGGAGUACCUGCGGUACCAGGUGGAGCAUGAGAACGAACCCUUCGCCCCUGGGCCAGCCUUCUCCUUCGUCAAGGCGUUGCAGGCGGUGAAUGCCCGUCUGAGAGAGCUGUACCCAGAGAGUGAAGAACUGUUUGACAUCGUCCUGGUGACCUAUAACCACGCCCAUGUAGGGGUCAGGCUCAUCAAUACUAUCAACCAUCACAAUCUAUUCAUUGAGAGGUUCUGUAUGACGGGAGGCAGUUCACCUAUUGGCUACCUGAAUGCGUGGCAGACGAACCUGUACCUGUCUGCUGAUGCUGAGAAGGUCAGAGAGGCGCUGUCUGAAGGCAUUGCAGCGGCCACCAUGUUCAUGUCCGAUAAUCUGACGGAGGUAUCAGAGACGCAGCUGAGAGUGGCCUUCGACGGUGACGCUGUCCUCUUCUCUGACGAAUCAGAACGCAUCUUCAAGGCCCAGGGCCUCGACGGGUUCUUCCAGCACGAGAGAGACAAUGAGGACAUUCUACUGGACCGUGGCCCUCUUAAGGACUUCCUAGCGUCCCUUGGCAAACUCCAGAAGAAGUUCUAUGCUAAGGGCCACCGUCUGGACUGUCCCAUCCGUACCUACCUGGUAACGGCCCGCAGCGCAGCCAGCUCAGGGAUCCGUGCCCUGAAGACCCUGAGAGCCUGGGGCCUGGAGACGGACGAGGCUCUCUUCCUGGCCGGGGCCCCAAAGGGCCCGAUGCUGGAGAAGAUUAGGCCCCACAUCUACUUUGAUGACCAGAUGUUCCACGUGGAAGGGGCGGCGGAGAUGGGCACGGUCGCGGCUCACGUACCCUACGGGAUCGCUCAGAAGCACCCACAUAAGAAGAGCCUGAACACUGGGAAGUAGAUAGUGGAGGGAGAGAACAAGAGAAAGAUGGAAGAAACUAAGAGAAGGAGAGACUUGAGAUGAAAAACUUUCAGAGAGGGAGAUCUAGAGUCAUGUGGAACAUCUGAUCUUCCCAGGGUCGUUGUCACAAACAAGAAAGGGAUGUUAUUCUCAGUCAGUGUGUUUCGUAAAACAAAGGUAGCUCAAUAACAAUGAAGACAAGGAAGAAAGUCUGUAAAUUAUUGGAAUGAAAUACUCCUAAUGGACAAUUACUGAAUUGUGUUGAUUACAGUAUGUGCUUUUCACCAGAUUUCAGAAGUGUUUGUAUUGUACAUACAUGGGGUUGUUUCAUCUCCUCAGCAUCCUAUGUGUAGCAGCCUUUAUUAGCAUCCUUAGGAGUGGGUUAUCAUAAGCACUUUGGUUGGACAGAGGAGAUAUCUACAUACCUGAGAUAGGAACAGAGGAGAGUUCUACAUACCUGAGAUAGGAACAGAGGAGAGUUCUACAUACCUGAGAUAGGAACAGAGGAGAGUUCUACAUACCUGAUAUAGGAACAGAGGAUUUAUUUAUAUACCUGAUAUAGGAACAGAGGAGAGUUCUACAUACCUGAUAUAGGAACAGAGGAUUUAUUUGCAUACCUGAGAUAGGAACAGAGGAGAGUUCUACAUACCUGAGAUAGGAACAGAGGAGAGUUCUACAAACCUGAGAUAGGAACAGAGGAGAGUUCUACAUACCUGAGAUAGGAACAGAGGAGAGUUCUACAUACCUGAUAUAGGAACAGAGGAUUUAUUUAUAUACCUGAUAUAGGAACAGAGGAGAGUACUACAUACCUGAUAUAGGAACAGAGGAUUUAUUUGCAUACCUGAGAUAGGAACAGAGGAGAGUUCUACAUACCUGAGAUAGGAACAGAGGAGAGUUCUACAUACCUGAGAUAGGAACAGAGGAUUUAUGUACAUACCUGAUAUAGGAACAGAGGAGAGUUCUACAUACCUGAUAUAGGAACAGAGGAUUUAUUUACAUACCUGAUAUAGGAACAGAGGAUUUAUUAACAUACCUGAUAUAGGAACAGAGGAGAGUUCUACAUACCUGAUAUAGGAACAGAGGAUUUAUUUACAUACCUGAGAUAUCCUGUCAACAAUGAGCUUUACUUUCCCAUAUGACUUGAGCAAAUGCCUUCAUUUGAACUGAACUUGUUUUAUUUUCCUUCAACAUGUGUGGGAUGCAUCCUGUGUUAUUUUUAAUGGCCGAUCCCAUGGCUGUGGUCGUAGCAAAGGGAAUAGACAGUAGCUCCACAACUCUCCACAAUCCGUCCUAAGAAGUAAACGCUUGAUAGUCACCUGGAUGGUAUUUUACAAGAUGACGAAUGCCAACUGGACUGCCCCAAGGACACUGGCUUUAGAAUGGCAACUGGACUGCCCCAAGGACACUGGCUUUAGAAUGGCAACUGGACUGCCCCAAGGACACUGGCUUUAGAAUGGCAACUGGACUGCCCCAAGGACACUGGCUUUAGAAUGGCAACUGGACUGCCCCAAGGACACUGGCUUUAGAAUGGCAACUGGACUGCCCCAAGGACACUGGCUUUAGAAUGGCAACUGGACUGCCCCAAGGACACUGGCUUUAGAAUGGCAACUGGACUGCCCCAAGGACACUGGCUUUAGAAUGGCAACUGGACUGCCCCAAGGACACUGGCUUUAGAAUGGCAACUGGACUGCCCCAAGGACACUGGCUUUAGAAUGGCAACUGGACUGCCCCAAGGACACUGGCUGUGAUUCAAAACAUAUGGAUAAGACUGACGACUGACAGUGAAACGUGGCAACAACCAAAAAGUGUCAGAAAUUGGGAUGGAUUCUAUUCUUUACAUCAUCAAAAUCGAGUGCAUAAAGUACAAGCCAUGAUCCAAAAGCACAGAGAACGCGGUGAAAUAACUAUAUUUGACAGUUGCACGACAGACAUACAAUUAUCCUAUUUAGCACACAUGGACAAUUUACGUGAUGUAAUGUAGCAAUAGACUAUUUCUUUGCGUGGAAUUGUCUCGUUGUGAAAAAAAGAAACUUCUUCAAGAACGUGAAACACUUUGAUUGAAUAGGUCACAUGCAUGCUAGUUAUCUCUGAAGAUAGCAAAUAACAAUAGUAUUAUCUCACAAAGUCUUCUCCAUAGCCCAUUCAUGUAACAAAGCCGUUAAUACCAAGCGUAAUGUUUUUCAGUCUCUGAGUUUCCAUUGGUGCCUUAGUUCUAAUAAAUGUACUAAAGCAGUAGGUGUAUUUAUGUGUAUGUUCUGAGGAAACACCGGAUGAUCAAUAAAGUUUUUACGAAUCCAA
This is a messenger RNA of Coregonus clupeaformis (lake whitefish), 4108 nucleotides long. RefSeq names its product 5'-nucleotidase, cytosolic IAa (gene nt5c1aa). Gene Ontology annotation, cellular component: cytoplasm; cytosol. The record is from RefSeq and is a predicted model, not a curated record. Gene Ontology annotation, molecular function: magnesium ion binding; 5'-nucleotidase activity; nucleotide binding. Bases 638 to 1810 code for a protein of 390 amino acids. NCBI's taxonomy places the organism in Eukaryota, Metazoa, Chordata, Actinopteri, Salmoniformes, Salmonidae. Gene Ontology annotation, biological process: nucleotide metabolic process; adenosine metabolic process. The transcript is spliced from 7 exons.